This is a messenger RNA of Funneliformis caledonium, 138 nucleotides long. The record is from the annotation of a GenBank genome assembly. NCBI's taxonomy places the organism in Eukaryota, Fungi, Glomeromycota, Glomeromycetes, Glomerales, Glomeraceae.
AUGAUCACACCUCAGCUUAAAACACAUAUUAGUUUCAGGGCUAGUUACUUAUUCUCCGCAGAUUAUAAAGACAUUAUGCAAUAUCGUGAUAUGAAGUCUAAACCUUUAGCUCAGCUAAGAUUCAAUGGAAUGAUUUAG